AUGCGUCGCGUCAAAAAGUCUCGUAAUGGCUGUGCUCGGUGCAAGAGCAAACGCGUCAAAUGCGGGGAAGAGAGGCCUCACUGUAGUCGAUGCAUCCGCCUGGGCGUCAUAUGCCCCGGAUACGUCCAGUCUCUACGCUGGGUGACCAAGUACCCACCGUCGGUCCCCGGAGAGUCUAACCAGCUUGCCGUUGGCGAUACUCCCGAUGAGUCUCGCUCGAUACCUUAUCAACAGUCCGCUUCCAGAGAUCCAGAAACUCCCAACACGCCCGGCUUCGUUGACCCACUGACGCAGUCCUUGGCCGUGGAUGAUAACGGCUUGGGCCUCACGACCCCUGACGAUCCGGUCAACCCCAGGGGCCUGGAGCUGGAUGGGCCGAAUGGCAUAUGUGAUAACUUAUGGGGCCUACAACAGACAGACUCCCUCCCGGAGCUGGCAGAUCUUUGCCCUCAAUCCCCAAUAUCGGCAUCGGCAUCGGUGUCCGGCUCAGCAUCCCAAAACAAUCCGGACAUCAAUUUUGAAUCCCCUGCGAGCCACAUAGAAGAUCCCUUCGGGCUGUUCUCUCUAGCCGCACCAGCUCUACAAGAUGAACCUCACAUGUAUUCUGGAUUUUCGCCAUCUACCAUCGUACGUCAGUACCCUCCGCCUGGCAUGAAGCCCCCACAACGAGACUUCGCAGCAAUCCCUCAACCUCUGAACAAUCCUUCCUGGACCCUCAUCGAGUACUAUUUCAAGGAGGUAGCGGCUUUAUUCUCAAGCUAUGACAGCCAGAUGAACCCCUUCCGGUCCACUGUGUCUCGGUUGUGGGGCUCAUCUUUGGCCAUGUGUCGGACCAUGCAGAGCAUGGCGGCCGCAACGCUCGUGCAUGACUUUCCUCAGUUCGGGCCGUUAGGGCGGAAAAUGCGCGAUGAAGCGGUGGACAUCAUCACGAAAGAGUCGACCUUGGAUGAUAAAUCCUUGCUGGCAUUACUCAUGUUGGGCCAGACUGCCAGUUGGCAUGAUCCCAAGGAUCUCGGCAUUUCCUUCUUCAACCUGCUACGAAACCACCUUGAUAUCCAACAGGCCGCAACUGCCAUGCCAGGUCGUGGCAACAACCAUCAAUUCUUCGAAGAGGCUCUGGUCUACUGGGAGAUGCUUCUGUCCUUCGUAGCGGAUGACUCCACCGUCUUGUCAGGGUCAGCAGCUGCAGCAACCGGCGAAUCAUUGGUUCUACAACGCGUCCCUCACCCAUGGACGGGCAUUGCGCGCGACACGCAGUUCACCGUGCAGGAAGUGGGCAGGCUCGUACGUCGGGAGCGGGCACGAAUCCGCUCUCGCACUUUCACGUCCCACGCAGACAUUACACAAGCGCAGCAAGCCAUGGAGAAAGCACAGGUCCUAGAAGAGCAACUUCUUGCCCUCGCCCACCCCGCUGAGGCCGAAAUUGUCAGUCCAGGAGACGACGAAACGCCCGUCUGGCAUCUCCUCACCAUGGCCGAGGUGUACCGCUGCACCGGCCUCAUGCAAUUAUACCGGGUCUUCCCCGACCUCCUCCGCCGUCGACUCCCCUCACGACGCCCCUCCAACCACCCCCGCCCUCAACAUCCGCCCACAACCAUCCGUGACCCCUUCAUCUCUCCCCCCACGGGCAGCAAUACUCCCUGGUUCUGCGAACCCUCAUACCCACACUCACACCCACACCCACAUCCAACAUCCCCCGACCAAACCCCCGGUUCAGCAACAACCCACCCAGACUCCUACUACGACACCUGGCUGACCGAAUUCGCCCUCACCACUCUCUCCCGCCUGAAAACCAUCCCACUCGAAUCCCGCACCCGCUGCCUGCAGCCCUUCCUCCUCGUCGCCUCGAGCAGCGAGCUCCGUCUCCCCCGUCUCGCUCCCCUCGAAACCAACCUCGACAGCACCGGCCCCAGUAUCUCGUCAUAUGCCAUCGACGUCUCCCGAACCCGUCGAUUCAUCCUCGGCCGACUCACCUCCUAUCUGCACGUACUGCCUCCCAAGCCGAUCAGCGUGUGUCUCCGGCUCGUGCGCGAGGUCUGGCGGCACAUCGAUGCAGGCGAACAGGGGGUUUACUGGAUUGAUGUGAUGGUGGAAAAUGGGUGGGAAACCACGAUGGGAUAGGCACUGGUUCUCUAUCCCUCUCUAUCUUUUGGGUGGUGAUUGUGUUUUGGUGGUGUGAUGACUGGAUGUGGAUUGGUUACUUGCAUCUAAGAAAAUCGGUCUAGAUGGUAGUUGUGUAUAUAUGCUCGUUUUUGGGAUGUAAAGGAUUAGGUAGCGUUUACCCUUGCGUUACAAAGGGAUAUUAUACUUGG
Aspergillus heteromorphus CBS 117.55 is the source of this 2312-nucleotide messenger RNA. RefSeq lists its product as uncharacterized. NCBI's taxonomy places the organism in Eukaryota, Fungi, Ascomycota, Eurotiomycetes, Eurotiales, Aspergillaceae. Gene Ontology annotation, cellular component: nucleus. Gene Ontology annotation, biological process: positive regulation of transcription by RNA polymerase II. The record is from RefSeq and is a predicted model, not a curated record. Gene Ontology annotation, molecular function: transcription cis-regulatory region binding; zinc ion binding; DNA-binding transcription factor activity, RNA polymerase II-specific. The coding region runs from base 1 to 2121 and encodes 706 amino acids. The transcript is spliced from 2 exons.